GCGUUGAUCUGUGGGAGAUGUAGUUUCAGCUGCCAACCGAUGCGCGGCUGCUUCCCUUGUGACAUCACUGGCUACGGACUCGGUUUCCCAGAGUGCCGCGCUGUGUGGCAUGGCGGACAGCAAUGACUGCGGAGUUUGAUGAAGAAGUGGUGUUUGAGAAUUCACCACUCUUCCAGUACCUGCAGGAUUUAGGGCACACAGACUUCGAAAUAUGCCCAGCGGUCUCACAAGAGGAAGAGAGCCUGCUGAAGAAUGGACAUCAUGGGCAGGCUCACAAAACUCCAGAGCCAGGCAUAUACAAGAGGGCACUUGAAAUAUGGCAGCGUUGGAACCCUUUUGUUCAAGAAAAGAAAAAAGAUGAAAAGGUCCACCUAUUGGAUAUUGGGUUCCGACUUGAUAGUCUUCGUACAAUCCUGCUGCAGGAAGUCCUGAUACAGGAGGAUGUGGAGCUGAUUGAGCUGCUUGACCCGGGAAUCCUGUCUGCUGGUCAGACCCAGAAACAACAGAAGCGCCAUCUUCCAUCCCUAGGCUCCCUAGCAACACCUAAUAUUUGGGAGAUGUCUGUUGCAUUUGCGUUUCUCAGCGCCAUGGCUGCACUGAAAUCUUGGCACUUUCCAUCCCUGUUCAUCUGGGGCCCCAGCCUUCUUUUCUUUGCCAUUUUUGCUGUCCAGCGUGUGCUGAGAACAUGGGGCGCUGCCAGGCUGCAGGUCAAGCUAAAGAAAUACUGUGACCAGUUGGAAACCACUGUAGCCAAUAGCCGAGCCUUUACUAACCUUGUGAGAAAAUCCCUGCGUCUUAUUCAGGAGACAGAAGUUAUCUCUCGAGGAUUUACCCUUUUGCUUGACAGGGUCAGUGCUGCUUGCCCAUAUGAUAAGCUUGGACAACAUUCCAGCCAGCACCUCCUUGGUUUGCGCAAAGCUGUCUACAGGACGGUCAAAACUAACUUCAGAAUUUCAAGGCUUGCUACAUUGUACAUGCUGAAAAGUUAUCCCUUAAACUCUGAGAUAGACAAUGUGACUAACUACAUCUGCGUUGUUCCAUUGAAAGACCUGGGUCUGGGAUUAAGUGAGGAGCAGGUUUCCGAGGAGGAGGCCCAUAAUUUAACAGAUGGCUUCAGCCUCCCUGCUUUGAAGGUUCUAUUCCAGCUUUGGAUAGGGCAGAGUUCAGAGUUCUUUCGCCGCCUGGCCCUACUGCUUUCUCCUGAGAAUGCAUGCAAUGGUCCACUUACUGGCCCAGAGAUGCUUCCACACUACAUCUGGUGUGAUGUGGCGCAGGAUCUACCUCAUACUCAAGCUGCCUGUCUAAUGGAACUGAAGCGCAGCUAUGAAUAUUACCGUUACUUCGAAACACAACACCAAUCUGGCUCAGAUCGUUCAGUGAGGAAAAAGAGAGAGACUGGAGAGCUGAACAACCUUCACGGAGCUGUCCGCAGUCUGCAACUACACCUGAAAGCGCUACUCAAUGAAGUAAUUAUACUUGAGGAUGAGCUGGAAAAACUUGCCACCAUUAAGGAAUCACAUGGCAUGACACCUGAUGCUUCCCUUAUCCUGGAAGAAAAGCUUAAGAUGAUACAGCCUCAUGUGCAAGCCAGUAACACAUGCUGGGAAGAGGCCUUGUGCCAGGUGGAAAGAAUGGUUCGAAAACCUCCAGCAAGGCAAGAUACAGCUAACACAGCUUGUGAAAAUUCACAUUGCCCUGUGGUGCCCAUUGUGCCUCCUGCAUUGCGCAUUGAAGAUAAAGAUCCAAUCCCAGAGGAGCAGGAAUUUGAGGCGUAUGUUGAAGACAUAGAUCCAGAUGACGAAUUUAGCAGAGAUGAUGUGUAUUUAUUUUCUCCAGAGGAGAGAGAGAGACAGAAGCGAGAACGAGAGGAAUCUAAGAGAGUAUUGCUGGAGCUGAAGGCUGUUUUAGGCUUAAAGGCAUCUGAAGCUGAAAGACAAAAAUGGAAGCAGUUGCUGUUUAGUGAACAUGCCAUAAUUAAACCUUUUCUACAUGCUGACAUAGUGGAUAAUCCCAUCUCUCCUCCAGUCUCUGAUCUGGACUCCCAAAACAAAACACAGAGCUUUAAUGGAGACCCCACUAGGGAGGUAAAUGGAACAGAUUCGUCUCAUAAAGAAGCCUCUAUUCAUGAGACCUCAGAGGUAUCUGUUACUGAUCAGGAUCAAACAGAGACAGAAACAUUUCGGCUGUUGGAAAGGCCUGGACAAGCUAGUGCUGAUGAAAAAGCUGAACCUCCAUGUCCUGCACCCAGGACUGUCCUACCUGCCUCCAUCAAAGAGAGGCUUGCACGAAUUCAUCAGGCAUCCGAUUUACACUUUGCCUCGGGAUUAGCAGCACAAGCAGCUGCCAGAUCACUUACAUUUACCUUCCUGCAAGAACAGACUUUUGGUGACGAAUGGAGCAAUGGUGACGAUGAGACGGAAAGUGGCAAUGCUCUUGUUGAAGGUGAAGGGAAUGAAAACAGAAGCUCAGAAAAUGAAGAAUGACCAAGUUGAUCUAACAAAUGACAAGCCAUUAAACUCUUAAUGAACUUAAAGGGGUAUUCCAGGGUCACAAAAUGAUAUGUUAAUAAAUAUGUUAAGGUUAAAAAUAUACUUCUGGUCAGUAACAAUGACUUCUGGGUGCUUUUUUGGCACAUCCUGUCCCAGAAGUUUAGUACAAUACAUAGGUUUGCGUUUUCUCUCUCUCCCAUAUGCCCCCCUCCCUACUAAGACUUUGCUGCAGAUUUAGCUUGUCCCAGGGGCUUAAGUUCAAGCUUACCCCCUGAGUGAUGCCAUCACCACUGGUCCGCCUUUCCAGUCCCGUCCAUAAGGAGUGUAACGCUGUGACUGGAGGAGGGUCGAAGGCAGUGAUGUCACUCAGGGCUGGAUUUACAUACCUCCUCAGAAAUCCCUAGCACACCUUUAGCCCAGGCCCUCAAUCUCCGCCAUUUCAGUUUUUCUCCUUGCAGCAUAGGCCGUCCACUGCUGCAGCUACAGGCCCAAUGAUGCAGCUUCAGGCAGCAAGGAGAAGACCACAUAUAGUGUAGUGCAAUUGUGACAGCUAUUCCACUGCUUGUGCUUUUGCGUUUAUUAACAUAAAAUUUUAUGACGCCGAAGUACCCCUUUUAAGAUUGGUCAGCCUGUUCACUAUGUAAGGACAGGCUAUAGGUAAGCAUUUACUCUUAAACACAUGGUGAUUUAAUAUCCUCUGUGCCUGGAAAAUUUGCAGCAUUCAGUAAACCCUCCUACAUGUUAUACAAUUUGUGUCUUACAAGUUCCUGACUGCUGCAGUUCAGUGCAGUCCUUUACGUGGAGCAACACGAAGCUCCAUACAGAUUAAUUGAAGGCAAUCUACGGUAUGUGGUAAUUGUAAAAUCAAUGCAGCUGCCUGAAUAUCUUUUGGGUUAUUUUAAUAUUUAAUGUUAUUUAUUUAAAAAAGAAAGUUACAAUUUGUUUUCAGACGUUAAUAUUGUGUCCUCCUCCUUGGCUGUCUUGCUUUCUAGACAGGCUGAUUUAUUGUUUUACUCGGUAUCAAGGCCACGUUGGCUGUGUCUGUCCAGUGUGCACUGGCUGAUGACUUUGUUCCUUUGUGAUUAUACUUUAUUUCUUAAACUAUUCCACUUCUUUAAGCUUAGAAUGUAAUUUUUAUAAUAAAAAACAACACAAGAAACCUAAACUUGUAUGCGAUUUCUACUC
Messenger RNA from Hyla sarda, 3674 nucleotides. It is a transcript of the gene VEZT, whose product is annotated as vezatin, adherens junctions transmembrane protein. The transcript has 12 exons. NCBI's taxonomy places the organism in Eukaryota, Metazoa, Chordata, Amphibia, Anura, Hylidae. Gene Ontology annotation, biological process: cell-cell adhesion. Bases 123 to 2483 code for a protein of 786 amino acids. The record is from RefSeq and is a predicted model, not a curated record. Gene Ontology annotation, molecular function: myosin binding. Gene Ontology annotation, cellular component: plasma membrane.